AUGCAUUCCUCCGUCCUCCUCGUCCUCACCUCCGCUCUCCUCGGCACCGCCCACCCAGGCCACCACGAAGAAGACCACCCAUCCCUCCUCGCCUCCCGCCACGCCCACCACGGCCUCGCCCGCCGCGGCCUCGAAGCCUGCUCCUCCUCCAAAGUCUACCGCGACCUCCAAGCCCGCGCCCUCGUCCGCCGCGCGGACGCAAUCGCUUACCACCGCGCCAUCCGCAAGCGCGCCACCGACAGCGCGGGCGUAGGUCACAACCUCACCUCCUCCCACGUCGGCAUCGACACCUCGUCCCCCUCGGCGGACCUCUUUGGCUCCAACCACACCUGCAUCCUCGACCCGGAGGGCGAGAUCGGGCCCUUCUGGGUCAAGGGCGAGCAUCUUCGCGCUGACCUGCGCGACGACCAGGAGGGCGUUGAUAUCGUUCUCGAUGGGCAAUUUAUCGAUGUCGAGACGUGCGAGCCUAUUACGGACUUGUACUGGGACCUGUGGAACUGCAAUGCUACGGGUGUCUACUCUGGCGUGCAGAGUUCCAUGAACGGGGACGUCAAUGACGCCAGCAACUUGGACAAGGCAUUCCUCCGCGGCAUCCAGAAGACGGACGCCGAUGGUGUGGUGCAGUUUACGACCAAGUUCCCUGGUCACUAUGACGGUCGCGCCACCCAUCACCACAUGGUCGCCUUCCUCGACGCAACAGUCCUCCCAAACAACACCCUCUCCUCCUCCCACGCAGCCCACAUCGGCCAACUCUUCUGGGACCAAGAUCUCAUCACCGAAGUCGAGUCCCUCUACCCCUACACCCUCAAUACCGUCGACGUGACCCUCAACGCAGACGACCACGUCGUCACGAGCCAGCUGGGCUCCAACGCCGACUCGGACCCCUUCUUCGACUACGCCUACCUGGGCGACGACGUCGCCGAGGGAUUGUUCGGCUGGAUCACCAUUGGGGUCAACCGCUCCGCGUCCUACGAGACCAGCUACGACUUUGCGCUUACGGAGGCUGGCGGUGUUGCUGUCGAGGGAGAGUCUGAGGAUGGUGGGCUCAGCGGCGGUAUGCCCAGUGGUUCUGGCGGAAUGCCCAGCGGUACUGGUAUGUUCAGCGGGAGCGCGCCUGUUGCUACUGCUGAUGCCACUGCUGCCUGUGCAUAA
This is a messenger RNA of Colletotrichum godetiae, 1152 nucleotides long. Its product is annotated as Intradiol ring-cleavage dioxygenase. Lineage: Eukaryota; Fungi; Ascomycota; Sordariomycetes; Glomerellales; Glomerellaceae. The record is from RefSeq and is a predicted model, not a curated record. The transcript is spliced from 2 exons. Gene Ontology annotation, molecular function: oxidoreductase activity, acting on single donors with incorporation of molecular oxygen, incorporation of two atoms of oxygen; ferric iron binding. Bases 1 to 1152 code for a protein of 383 amino acids.